Pisolithus orientalis is the source of this 1794-nucleotide messenger RNA. RefSeq lists its product as uncharacterized. Bases 1 to 1794 code for a protein of 597 amino acids. The transcript is spliced from 12 exons. Gene Ontology annotation, molecular function: metallocarboxypeptidase activity. The record is from RefSeq and is a predicted model, not a curated record. NCBI's taxonomy places the organism in Eukaryota, Fungi, Basidiomycota, Agaricomycetes, Boletales, Pisolithaceae. Gene Ontology annotation, cellular component: fungal-type vacuole lumen.
AUGCCCAAGGCUAGCGCUGAUGCCAAGGAGGAGGGCGGGGAAAUCUCCUCAGAGUCACCAUGGGAGAGUCCUAUCGCUGCAUGUGUACCCACGCUAGCCAGUGUAAGGGAUUUGAGGUUCAUGGGCGACUCCUUCCCGAUACAAACUCCACGGCCUGUCCCCAAUGGGACGCCUUGUAUCCCUAUCGAUAAUGCUCACAUCGAUGCAGAAUUAGAGGCUAUCUACGCUUCUACAGACUUCAAGUUGCACGCCAUUGAUCUCCUUACAGGCGCUAUUCGCAUUCCUACGGAAUCUCACGACAAUAGCGGCCCCGUGGGAGAAGAUCCGGCAUGGAAUAUUUUUGCCGACUUCCACGAAUAUUUGGAACGUGUGUUUCCGCUUGUGUACACCAAGUUGGAUGUGACGAAAAUCAACACAUAUGGCCUUGUUCAUCACUGGCAGGGUUCAACAGAGGCUAGAUAUUUGACGUUCGUCGUUGGAGUGUCUCUGAAUUCCCCCCUAGACGUAGUACCCGUCGAUCCUACUACUGUAUCACAGUGGAUACACCCACCCUAUUCGGGUCACUACGAUGGCACCUGGAUAUGGGGACGUGGAGCAUGUGACGACAAGUCGGAAAUCAUUGAGAGACUCAUAGUUGUCGAUUCUCUCUUGCGGCGUGGCUUUACGCCUACUCGCACUCUCGUCAUCGCUCUUGGCUUCGACGAAGAGGCUGCAGGGGUUCAAGGUGCUAGCCAUAUCGCAAAGUAUCUGGAGGAGACCUAUGGUCAUAAUGGCUUCGCCAUGCUCGUGGACGAGGGUCCAAAUGGCCUAGUGAAUUUUGGAGAUGGCUUCUACUUUGUAUCGCCGAAAGUUUCUGAGAAAGGGUACUUCGACGCGCGCGUAGAGGUGGCUUCGCCUGGUGGUCACUCGAGCAUUCCACCAGCACAUACAAGUAUUGGCCUGCUUUCCCUUGCUAUUUCAGCGAUAGAAGCAAACCCACAUUCACCUGAACUCCCGCGUAACGGAACGCAUUUCUCAACUAUCCAGUGCCUUGCAGACUACUCCCCAUCAUUCCCAGAGGAGUUGCGCAACCUUGCACACCGAGCGGUGAGCGAUGAUCGGACCUUGGCGAGAUUGGAAGAUGCGCUAUCCGAGUUAUCCCCUGCAAUGAGAGCUAUGAUGGUGACCACUCAAGCCGUCAAUGUCAUUAAAGGUGGUGUAAAAGCUAAUGCCCUCCCAGAAAGGGCCUCGGCGGUUGUCAACCACCGAAUUACAGAACACAGCUCUGUGGCUGAGUUACAGCAGCACCUUAUUGAUGUUCUCUCGCCCGUGGCUGCUAGCCAUGAGUUGACUCUUCGUGCUUUCGGAAGGGUCAUGAAGACCGGUGACAGUGGAAAAAUUAUCAUUUCCAAUAAUUCUGGUAUAGCGCUUGAGCCCUCUCCCGUAACUCCUGUAGGGUAUGGUCCAUACUCGAUUCUCACUGGGACCAUCAAAGCAACUAUAACAACUUCUAAGUUGUACAACGGCACGCCCAUCAUUUUAGGGCCAUCCUUAUCACUAGGCAAGUACAUAGACAUUUCUUUCUUCUGUUCUCCUUUGCAUAACAUUAACCAUGGCCUCAUUUCAGCAAACACUGACACGGUAUGGUACUGGGACUUGACAAAGCAUAUCUUCCGAUCUUCUCUUGUUACCAAAUCCGACUACUAUAACGGCGUGCACACCGUGAACGAAGCGCUUCGUGCUGACGCGUACAUCGAAGGAAUACGGUUCCUUACGAAACUUAUACUGAACGUGGAUGAGUCCCCAUUAUCUUGA